Molecule: messenger RNA, 2142 nt
Organism: Leptosia nina
Lineage: Eukaryota; Metazoa; Arthropoda; Insecta; Lepidoptera; Pieridae
Source: the annotation of a GenBank genome assembly
AUGAGGUUGUUUACUUUUGUAGUAGCUCUUGCUGCAUGCGUUGCUGCAGUCUCCUCAAGCGAAAUUCCUGAAUGGAGUACAUCAUGGAACUACAUACAGAGAAUAGGCAUCCCCAAAGCAAAGCGGAUUCGCGCUGCCGAAGAGCAAUACUUGGCUUCAAGAAUCACCGGCGGGUCGCCUGCUAAUUUAGGCGAAUUUCCCUAUCAGGCUGGACUGCUAUCUAGUAUCACAGACUCAACCGACCAGGGUAUCUGUGGAGGUGUCCUUCUCUCAUCGACCAGAGUCCUCACAGCUGCCCAUUGUUGGGACGACGGAUUCUCACGCGCUUGGCAAUUCGAAGUUAUCCUUGGUUCAGUACUGAUAUACUCCGGUGGUGUCAGAAUUUUUUCUGAGGAUGUUGUCAUGCACGCUGGCUGGUCGAUCUCAACCAUCCGUAACGACAUAGCCAUGAUUCGUUUGCCCCAGGCCGUUCAGUUCUCAAUAGCUCUUGCUGCUUGCGUUGCUGCUGUCUCCUCAAGCGAAAUUCCUGAAUGGAGUACAUCAUGGAACUACAUACAGAGAAUAGGCAUCCCCAAAGCAAAGCGGAUUCGCGCUGCCGAAGAGCAAUACUUGGCUUCAAGAAUCACCGGCGGGUCGCCUGCUAAUUUAGGCGAAUUUCCCUAUCAGGCUGGACUGCUAUCUAGUAUCACAGACUCAACCGACCAGGGUAUCUGUGGAGGUGUCCUUCUCUCAUCGACCAGAGUCCUCACAGCUGCCCAUUGUUGGGACGACGGAUUCUCACGCGCUUGGCAAUUCGAAGUUAUCCUUGGUUCAGUACUGAUAUACUCCGGUGGUGUCAGAAUUUUUUCUGAGGAUGUUGUCAUGCACGCUGGCUGGUCGAUCUCAACCAUCCGUAACGACAUAGCCAUGAUUCGUUUGCCCCAGGCCGUUCAGUUCUCAAUAGCUCUUGCUGCUUGCGUUGCUGCUGUCUCCUCAAGCGAAAUUCCUGAAUGGAGUACAUCAUGGAACUACAUACAGAGAAUAGGCAUCCCCAAAGCAAAGCGGAUUCGCGCUGCCGAAGAGCAAUACUUGGCUUCAAGAAUCACCGGCGGGUCGCCUGCUAAUUUAGGCGAAUUUCCCUAUCAGGCUGGACUGCUAUCUAGUAUCACAGACUCAACCGACCAGGGUAUCUGUGGAGGUGUCCUUCUCUCAUCGACCAGAGUCCUCACAGCUGCCCAUUGUUGGGACGACGGAUUCUCACGCGCUUGGCAAUUCGAAGUUAUCCUUGGUUCAGUACUGAUAUACUCCGGUGGUGUCAGAAUUUUUUCUGAGGAUGUUGUCAUGCACGCUGGCUGGUCGAUCUCAACCAUCCGUAACGACAUAGCCAUGAUUCGUUUGCCCCAGGCCGUUCAGUUCUCAAUAGCUCUUGCUGCUUGCGUUGCUGCUGUCUCCUCAAGCGAAAUUCCUGAAUGGAGUACAUCAUGGAACUACAUACAGAGAAUAGGCAUCCCCAAAGCAAAGCGGAUUCGCGCUGCCGAAGAGCAAUACUUGGCUUCAAGAAUCACCGGCGGGUCGCCUGCUAAUUUAGGCGAAUUUCCCUAUCAGGCUGGACUGCUAUCUAGUAUCACAGACUCAACCGACCAGGGUAUCUGUGGAGGUGUCCUUCUCUCAUCGACCAGAGUCCUCACAGCUGCCCAUUGUUGGGACGACGGAUUCUCACGCGCUUGGCAAUUCGAAGUUAUCCUUGGUUCAGUACUGAUAUACUCCGGUGGUGUCAGAAUUUUUUCUGAGGAUGUUGUCAUGCACGCUGGCUGGUCGAUCUCAACCAUCCGUAACGACAUAGCCAUGAUUCGUUUGCCCCAGGCCGUUCAGUUCUCAAUAGCUCUUGCUGCUUGCGUUGCUGCUGUCUCCUCAAGCGAAAUUCCUGAAUUGAGUACAUCAUGGAACUACAUACAGAGAAUAGGCAUCCCCGAAGCAAAGCGGAUUCGAGCUGCCGAAGAGCAAUACCUGGCUUCAAGAAUCACCGGCGGGUCGCCUGCUAAUUUAGGCGAAUUUCCCUACCAGGCAGGACUACUCUCUAGCAUCACAGGCUCAAACAACCAGGGUAUCUGUGGAGGUGUCCUUCUCUCAUCUACCAGAGUCCUCACAGCGGCCCAUUGUUGA